Heterobasidion irregulare TC 32-1 is the source of this 936-nucleotide messenger RNA. RefSeq lists its product as uncharacterized. Lineage: Eukaryota; Fungi; Basidiomycota; Agaricomycetes; Russulales; Bondarzewiaceae. The transcript is spliced from 2 exons. The record is from RefSeq and is a predicted model, not a curated record. Bases 1 to 936 code for a protein of 311 amino acids.
AUGCUUGGAAUGGGAGGUAGCUCGUCUAAGCACGGCGCAUAUUACGCACAGCCUAUACCACCAGGUUACCUCCCGUUCGCUGGUGCCGUCUAUUAUCACCCACCUUACAUGGGCCCUAUAAAGGGGUGCGACCUUUUUGGUCGAAAGAGAAGGAAAAGGGAUAAAGCCCUCAGGGAGUUCUGGUAUACAACACCCACAAUAUGGCAAUAUCCUCCUCAGUUUUAUUCUCCAGGACAAUCGCAAGCAUUCAACGUGUAUCCUCAGCCUCAACCUCAGCCUUCGGUCCUCGUGCCUGAGCCUGUAGCACAGUCUAUGCCUAUGCCCUCUCCGGAACCACCUAUUCCAGUCCCAGGGAGCCCGCAGUAUCCCAUCUCGAUGCCGACGCCUAUGCGGAUACCUACCGCCGAGGCGCCUAUCCCUAUCUCAGAGAGCCCAGAUCGACCUAACGACUUUCCAUACCCACCAUUCAAUAUGCCUACAGGACCCGUGAUUCCCGAUUUCGCGGAGCGGGACACUCGCCGACGACGGCGUGCCAGAACACGUGGUUCGCACCGUUCUCGACACCCCCGAUUAUCAUCCUCAAAUUCGAGCUCGUCCUCCUCUUCGGACUCUUCGGACUCGGACUCUUCUUCUACACCUCCCCCGCGCUCGCACCCGCCUCAUUUCCCUCAGCCUUCGUCCCCACGAUCAUGGUUUACCCCAACGCCGCCGCCACCACCAUUGCCUCCUUCAUCCCCCGCUUCAUCGCCGUCCUCACCGUCUUCUUCGUCCUCGCCGUUAGCGAGUGCACAUCGAAGAGGGUAUAAUCAAUUUUAUCAAGAUCGCUCUCACAACCCUCAUAAUCCCCUUCCGCCGCCACCGAGAGAUGUCCUCGACUCCGCUCCGUACCGGCGCAUCCUCGCCGAGCUGUCGAGUAUGCGAGGUAGGAAUUGGUGA